Molecule: messenger RNA, 1666 nt
Organism: Solanum lycopersicum (tomato)
Lineage: Eukaryota; Viridiplantae; Streptophyta; Magnoliopsida; Solanales; Solanaceae
Source: RefSeq, a predicted model, not a curated record
ACUCAGUCCAUUUUACCCGCGCGCCCAUUGCACUACUAUCUUGAUGUAAAGUAAAUUUCGUAUUCACUCGAACAGAUAUCGAACACCAAGUGGAAAAUCAAGAAAAAUCAACAUAACGCUUUACCCUGACUUUCUUCAGUUUUAAUCGAAUCUUUAUACAAAUACCGAAAUACCAGGUGUGUUAGUUAGUAUAUAUAAGUAUUAGAAUUGUUCAGGUCAGAGUAUCCCUUAUUAUUUGGCCUAUGACCUGGCCAAAAACCUCAAUUUUCUAUCUUAUUGUUACAUAUUAAAACAACUCCUUCAAGUUAUAGUUAAACUAAACUGUUUAUACAAGAAAAGAACCUAUCAAAUAUCUUCCAUUAUUUCCUUUCUACAAAAGCAAAGUAUAGUCCCCCAAAAAAUUAAAUCAAACACUUAAAGAAACACCCCUUUUUUUUCCAUCUUUUUGUGUUUUUUUUUUGUUGUUGUUGAUCAAGAAUGAGAAAUAUAGCAAGUUGUUACAAUGAACAUGCUAUAAAAGUAACAAAUUCACAUUGUUCCAAUCCAUCAAAUCAAGUAGUAUAUAACAUUCCUUCACUACAAAAUGUUGUUACAUGUAUUUACAAAGUGAAGAUUUCAUCAAUAGAGAAGCAACAAUUCUUGAUCAAAAUUACAUGGUGUUGUUUACUACAACAUGUAUUUUCAAUCAGUAUAAGUGAAAGAUACAUCAAGAAUUUCAAGAAAGUUGUUACAAUACUAGACAAGUCCAAAGGUUCACAAACAAUUGAAUUGUAUUCUUCAAGAUUCGACGUUUAUUGGGAUCUGUGCAACGCCAAGUAUGAAGGAGGUCCUGAACCAAUCAAAGGGUUCUUUGUGAAGAUAUUAGUGAAUUGUGAGGUGGGGUUGGUUCUUGGUGACAUGGGGCAUGAGUUUGAGUUGAAAAAAUUGAAUCUUGAUGACAAAUUUUCAAGAUUUGGAUUGGUUUCAAGAAAUGAACAUUUUUCAAGUAGUUCUGUAUUGGUAACUAAGGGUAAGUUUAGUGAUAAUGGAAAAUGUCAUGACAUCUUGAUCAAGAAUUCAUCAUCAAUGUUGUUUGUAUCAAUUGAUAAGAAAAGUGUGAUACAAGUGAAGAGAUUGCAAUGGAAUUUUCGCGGAAAUCAAACGAUAUUCUUAGAUGGAUUGGUUGUGGAUUUUAUGUGGGAUGUUCAUGAUUGGUUGUGUAAUCCAAAAUCUGGAUGUGCAAUGUUUAUGUUUAGGACAAGAAGUGGAUUGGAUAGUAGAUUGUGGCUUGAUCAAGAGAAGAAUUUGGAGCAACAACAAGAAGAAGAAGAAGAAAAAGAUGGAUUUUCUUUGAUGAUUUGUGCUACUAAGAGUCCUGAUUAAUUCAUCACAAAAAGAAAAACUAAUCUUUAAUCAUUAAAGUUUCAUUUUUUAGUUCUUUGUUUGUUUAUCUUCUGAAUCUUCUUCUUCCUUUUUGUUGAUGAAGAUAGGAAUGGUUUGUGUUGCUGACUUUGUUUAGAAUUUUUAAAAAUGUUAUUAGGUGUUUGUUUGAUUUUUCGAAUCUUUUUGAAGGAUUCGAUAGAGAUGUGACGAUAUUCUUGAUGUGUUCGAGAAAUAUAGGGAAUGGUUAUGACUAUUAUAAGGUGUUUGAUUAUGGAAUUGUAAAUGAAAAUUUUACUUUUCAAGA